Paramecium tetraurelia is the source of this 4833-nucleotide messenger RNA. RefSeq lists its product as uncharacterized. Lineage: Eukaryota; Ciliophora; Oligohymenophorea; Peniculida; Parameciidae. The record is from RefSeq and is a predicted model, not a curated record. The transcript has 2 exons. Gene Ontology annotation, cellular component: myosin complex; cytoskeleton. Gene Ontology annotation, molecular function: ATP binding; cytoskeletal motor activity.
AUGUAAGAUGAUAAAACUUGUGAUGUUCCCGUAAAUCAAGUUUACCGCGCCAGUAAUCACAAAACAAUUGAUUUAACUGAAUUGCCUUAUCUUAAUGAACCUGAAAUUCUAUCUAAAAUCAAAAAUAACGUUUAUCUUGAUAGAUAAGUUCUGAUCUAGAGUGUCAAUUCAACUCUUGUCGACUUUAUUCAAUACAAAAAAUACAUUGAUGAAAGAUUAAUUAUUAAUCAAGUACCUCCACAUAUUUUCUCCUCUUUGUUUUUUGCAUACAUAAAUUUGGAUUUGGGAAAAAGUUCUCAACUAUUUAUUACUGGAAAUUAAGGAUAUGGAAAAACAUAAAUUAUAACUGAUCUUGUAAGCUUCUUAAGUAAGGAUUAUGUUGUCUAUUAUAAUUUAAUCAAGUCCUUAAUCACCAACAAAUAUGGACAUACGCAAGGGGUUGUAAAUUAUAGAUUCAUCUAUAAAUAAAAACAAUUGGUUGGCUUUGUAGUAUAAUUACAUUAUAUUGACACUUCUGACUAUGAGAACAUGGAAUAUUUUUAAUAAAACUGGCAGAAUUUGCCUAGUGUUGAAGUUUAAAAGGCUGUGCAAACAGAAGAGAAGAUUGAAAAUGGAUAACAAUACUAAAAGUUUGUGUAACAAAUUAUUGAUGUUAUGAAUGGUUUAACCUGUUUAAAUGAUAAUAUCUUGAUGAUAAGUAUUUUAGAUUAUCCUGGAUAGACCAAUCUGAUUUCUAAUUAUAUAUCAGAGUAAAUUGAGUAGAUAUACCUUUAACACACUUUUAAGAAUUGUUAACAAUUAUUGAUCUAAGACUAACUAUCAGAACUAUAUAAUUAAAUUUAAUUUGAAGAUAAUAAAACUUCUUUGGAAAAUUUAGAAUAAUAGAAUGAAAUACCUUAGAGUCUAGUUAAAUUGAAUAGUAUCUUAGUUUCAAAAGACAUUUAACUAUUAUAUAUUAGAUGCCUAAAGGAGAGACAGGACUUAAAAUAAUACAGAAUUCUUGAUUCUAUCAAAUUUUUUCAAUCUAGUUAUCCUCAUAGAAUGAAUUAUAAUGAAUUUUAUUAAAGAUUUCACCAUUUAGAUGUAUUCAACAGAAAAAUAACAUUAUAAAAACAUCUUAGUAGCAAUCAAGAUAUGAAGGCAUUAGUAAGGGAAAUAUCUAAAAGGAUAACUUAAGCCAAAGGGCUAUUAUUUGGAUAAAAUUAGGUCUACUUCAAAAAGGAAGCUUUUGAAAAUAUCAACAAACUAUUAUGUUCGCAUAACAAGAAAUUAAACACGUUUGCAAAAAUAAUUUAAAAAGCCUUUAGAGUUAGAUAAUUCAAAAUGGCAAUUUUAUCUUGUGUUAAAAGAAUUAAAUCUAAUGAAUAGGAAAUAGCUUAAAAAUCAGAAUUAAAGUAACCACAAACAGAAACUUAAAAUUAGACUAUUAGCCAAGAAAUUUAAUGGGAGAAUAUGAUUGAAAUUUCUGAUCUGGAUUCCUAUUAAUUACUGAAUGAAGAAUAAUUAGAAUAAUACAAAAAGACCAAAAUAAAUCACUUGUAAUUAAAGCAGCGAAGUAUGUUAGAUGGAACACUCUAUGAAGAGAUCUAAAAUACAGCAUUCUAAUUAUUAAAUGAAGAAUAACUAAUCUAAAGGAAAAGCAACAUAUAAAAGAAUAAAAUUGAAUAACAAUUGAAAGAACUUGAAGCUAUUGAAAAAGAAGUUUCAGAUUAAGAAUCUUUCUCUUUAUUGACAUUUGAGUAAAAAUUACAAUAUUUAAAUCUGAAAAAGUAAGAUCAAACCUAAGUUGCAUUUAAGUUAUUGGAUUAAAAUUAACAACAUUAAAUAAAGUAAUCGAGAAGAAUAUAGAAAAUGAAAGAAUUAUAAGAUAAAAUCUAUACUUAAUUGGAUCCAUUUUUGAGUGAUAUAGAGGCCUAUAAAUAAUUGACCACAGGAUAGCAAAACGAAUACAAAAAAUAAAAAUUAGAAAAUAAAAAAAAUGUAGCAAAAUCCUUAUUAAAUGAAUAAUAAAAGACGAGAAGAAUAGAAAUUAUAAUAAAUUAGAGAACUAGAUAAAUGUAGAAAAAACAAUUUUUAAUAGAUGAUUACCUAUCAGAUCCUGAAUCUUUUACAUUAUUAGAACAAGAAUAAAGAAAAGUAUAUACACAAUAAAAAUAAGAAAGUCUUCCUUUAAGAUUAUUAUCUAAUAAAGUUAAAUUUGGAUAUGAUAUAGAUAUCUCUGAUCCUGAGUCUUUUAAAUUACUUGAAAAUAAGGAAGAAUAUUUAAAAUAUAAAGAAAAGCUUUCUUUAUUCAAUGAUAUUUCUGACAUUGAAGCUUAUUUGUCAAUAACUAAUGUAAAUGAAUACAUUAAUAGAAAAAGAGAAGGAUUACACAGCAUUUCAAAAGAACUUGCAAAUACAGAACAAUAUGAAAUGUUAAAAUAAUAAAGAUUUAGGGCAUAAUAAAGAUUAGAUGAAUUGAAUUUGAUAAGACAUGAUCUCUUGGAUUCAACUGCAUUUCGCUUACUAAAUGAUGAAUAGUGGAAAGUUAGAAAACAGUUCUUAUUGGAAUAAAAUGUUAAUGAAGGAAUUAUCAAUAUUGAAUCAAUUGCAUUCCAAAAUUUAUCAAUUGAGAAAAAAAACAAAAGGAAAAUUAAAGAAUAGGUGAAAAUCAAGAUGAAAGAUAUAUUAAACCCUAUUUUAUUUGAGAACCAUUUACAUCCAAAGGCCAGUGUUGCAUAUCGACUAUUAGAAAAUAAAGAUAUUGUCUACAAAAAUAUUUCAUUAGCUUAUUCUUUAUUAAAGGAUAAAAAUGUAAUAGAUUAGCACUUAAAAGAAUUGAUAGUGUAUUCGUGGGAAGAAGUUAGGAGUUACAAAGAAAAAUAAGAACUGUUAUAGCAAAAAAUAAAUCGAUAUGAAAAGGAUAAACAGGAUUUUAGCAAAGUUGAAUUUUCUGAUUAUGAAGCAUUUCUCCUUUUAGAUGAAGAUCAAUUAAAGGAAUACAAAAACAAUGCAUAUUGUUUAUUAGACAAUGAAUAAAAGUAAAUUCAUAGAAGAAUUAUGAAAUCGAAAUUAAAAUCAGACUCUAAGCAUUCUGAUCUGGAGUCAUAUGCAUAAUUAAGUGAUGAUUCUAAAUUGAAAUAUACCUAAAUGAAGGUUGAAGAUGUUUCAGAUUAAUGUGCAUAUGAGGCAUUAGAAAAUAAAUAAUAAUAUGAAAUCGAAAAGCAGAACAGAAAGAUAAAUUUAAAUCAAAUUAAAUAGAAUGGGUUUAAAAUUUACUUUGGAUAAAUACCAAAAGUAUUAACUAUUGAAGAAUAUGAAAAAUUCAUAAAUUAUUAAUAACAGAUCUAGAAACAAAUAGAAUAAGAAGAAGAUUAAUAUUUAAAAUAAUAAAUAGAAGAAGAAAAGAGAAAGCAUAAAAAGUGCGAUAGAAAGUUUGUGAUUCAAAGUUUAAUUGAAAAUCCUCACCCAUAAAAUUUUGUGAUUUAUGAAAAAGCUUAAUAAAAUAAAAAGCUAUUAGAUAUUAGGUCAACUAUUGAUAAAAAUUUAAACACGGAAUUUGACAAUGGAUUACUUUAAAUAUUGCAAAGUAAUCUAUUUAAAGAUUAUUGCUAAUAAGUACUUCAUUAAUAAGGAAAUUAAAUUGAAAAAAUUAUGAAAUGUCAAACUGACAAUAUUAAGAAACCUUUAACUAAGAUAUCAAAUGAAGGGGUUGCUUUAAAUGUGUUUAAAAGCAUAACCAAAUUUGCUCACAUGAAACGAUCGAGUCUAACUACAAAAGAACAUUUGGAGAGAAUAUUAUGUAGUCUAAUAGGUACAACAGCAUAAAUUGAACUACCAACAGCUCCCAAGAGUUUAUAACGCUCGCUUGCUCUUGAUAUCGAUACUUUAAAAAGAUCGAUAGAACUUGAAACAACUAGUAGAAAAUUUAAUGAUGGAGUCAAAUUAGAAAACAAUUAGGAAAUUCGUGAAGAAAUAUUUUUAUAGAUCUUCAAAUAAAUUGAGGGAAACACAAAGGAACAUCUAUAUUAUUUAUUAAGAUUAUGCAUAGUAAUCACUCAUUGUAUCCCUCUUUUACAUCCAUUACCAUUUAUUUAGUAUUUAAUUGAAUAACUAUAGAAACCUGAAAAUAAAUUUUUCAAAGAGCCAGAUAUGUAGAAAUAUACUAAAUAAAUUAUCAAAAAUUUAUCAAUUAAUACUGAUGUGAAAGUGUUUAAAGAUGAAAUAAAAACCCAGCUUUGUGCUAGAGUUUAUUUGCCUUCAAAAGAUGAGUUAUAAUUAAUGUUCGAAUGCAAAUAACCAAUUGUUAAAUUGAUGAUUCAUAGUGAUACUCCAUUAUGGGUGGAAUUGGAACAUAAUUUCAGUGUUUAAUAAGUAAUUAAGCAGGCUUGUAGUCUUAUCAAUUAGUAGGAUAAUUGGAUGUACUUUGGAUUAAUGGUUGCUUAAUCUAAAACUGAAGUUAUUUACAAUACUUCAUAUGUAGAUUAAUUUAUAAACUUUUUUGAUAUUUUAAAUAAAUUAGAAUUUCAUGAGGAAAUAAAUAAUAAUGUUUAUAAGCUUAACAAGAGGUUUGAUAUUUAUCUAAGAAUUAAAAAGUAUAUUCAAUUUGAAGAAGAUGACUAAGAUCUAUUAGAUUUAUACUAUUACCAAUUAGCUUUUGAUGUGAAAAGAAAUCGCUUUAAUUUAAAGGAGGAUGAACUUUCACUUUUGUAAGAAUUAGAGAUUUAUAUAAAAUAUGGAGAAAAUUAAAUUAGGUCUAAAUACAAUUUAAAAGAUCCAGUUGCAGCUAAGCUUUAAUUUUUGAAAAUAAUUGAAUUAUCAACUAACUCCAGUCUUGAGAACAUUAUAAAAUGA